Messenger RNA from Exophiala dermatitidis NIH/UT8656, 2110 nucleotides. RefSeq lists its product as uncharacterized. The record is from RefSeq and is a predicted model, not a curated record. The transcript is spliced from 3 exons. Gene Ontology annotation, cellular component: tRNA methyltransferase complex; cytosol; nucleus. NCBI's taxonomy places the organism in Eukaryota, Fungi, Ascomycota, Eurotiomycetes, Chaetothyriales, Herpotrichiellaceae. Gene Ontology annotation, molecular function: protein binding; tRNA (guanine(46)-N7)-methyltransferase activity. Gene Ontology annotation, biological process: RNA (guanine-N7)-methylation. Bases 213 to 1943 code for a protein of 576 amino acids.
UAGGAUGGCUACCAACUACUCCCGGGCAGUACUACAAUUGUAUGGUUCCGGAUUUCAUGUGCUAAUCUCAUUGAUCUGGGCUUGUGUGAACCCGCUGUACUGGGGUUGCUGGUUAGUGAGAGUGCUGUAUCAGCAUUCUCUGUCGAAUGCUGGGGAAAUACCCGACAAUAUAAAAAGUACACCCCAAGCUUGAACAGGCCCAACUCCUGAAAAUGGUUCGUCACCCAUUUCAAAAGUUAUGCUGUGUGCAGCCAAUCGAUGGCCAACAACCUUUCCUCUUGGCAGCUUCGGGGGCCAUAAUCAGCUCUUUCAACCUCAAGGAUGGGACACUUAUGAGCCAAUGGUCUCGGCCAGAGGAAAGAGAGGCCCAGGCCAAUGGUGCAGCCUCGUCUAACGGUCAGGAGGAGCCCCCUGUCAAAAGACGGAGAGUCGAGGGGCAGAAUCCAGCAGAUCUCUCUCGGCAGGCUACAGACGAAUCCGUCGAGAUCAUCUUCGACAGCCAAAAAGGAGGAAAGGGGAAACCUUUAGCGGAGGGUCCUCAGUUGUCCAAUGUCUCGCACAUCAUCGUCACGAGUGACGGAGCCACGGCCAUCGCAGUGACCACGACAGACAAGUCAAUCAACGUCUUUGCUGUACGACCUGGCGGAGUCCUGGACUUGCAAAGCCAAAGGACAAUGCCCAAAAAGGUGUCUUCGAUCGUCCUUACGGCCGACGAAAAGAAUAUUAUCGUUGGGGACAAGUUCGGCGACGUUUAUCUGCUACCUUUACACCAUAUAGAAGGCUCGGUGCCGAAGAAGGUGGAGAGCAAUCAGGCUCCACGCCCCUUCAGUCCCUCAGCGUCCGAACUGACAGUUCACACGAAACGAAACCUCGAAGCGCUGCGGCAACAGCAGAAACAGAAGGCCGCCCAACCGAAGAAAGAAGGCCCCAACUUCCAGGUGAAACUUCUACUGGGUCACGUUUCACUUCUGACCGACGUAGCCAUCGCCGAAGUCCAGGAUGGAAUGAAACGAAAGCAGUAUAUUCUGAGCGCGGAUCGGGAUGAACAUAUUCGUGUCUCCCGGGGCAUCACCCAGGCUCACAUCAUUGAGAACUAUUGCUUGGGGCAUCGGGACUUUGUGAACAAACUAUGUGUGACACCAUGGAACCCCGAGUUCCUGGUGGCAGGUAGCGCAGAGCCGUCGUUAAAAGUCUAUCAUUUCCAAACGGCGCGUUUACUUGAUCAAGAACUCUUCCAGGGAGCUGUGCAACAGGAUAUCACCAGUGCGCUGAGCAUGGACGACGGCGAGCGUUCACUAGACCGCCUUGUUGUUUCCGGCAUCUGGCCCGUACAUUACACGGUGGCUGGUAACUCGCCACGUUCUCGUCAUCCUCCCCACGUUUUGCUAGUCGCGUUCGAAGGACUUCCACUCCUCCUGAGCUACAGCCUCACAGCGGCAGGUCAGCUGGUUCACCAUCAAACCCUGACACUAGGUGGAAAUGUAUUGGAUGUCGGCAUUGGGCCUGCUCUAUGGGAUAUCGUGGUCAGUAUCGAUACGGUGCACAAGCCUGGCUCUAUGAAGAUUGUCCGCCCUGAAGAAACUCCUGCAACCGAGUUCUUUGAGACCUUCGAGUUAUUCUCGAACUUGACUGUGGACGAGGCCGGGUUAGUUCAGUCCGAGAACCGCGACGAGCCUGAACUGCGCUGGGAGAGGACGAGCUUGGCAAUGCUUCUGAAUGAGGCAGCUUCGAGUUGCAAGACGCAAGAGGUUUCAUUGGAAGCACCACCCAAAACCCACAGUGUGUACAGUCCUCUGGGAGAGAGUCUAUACGGUCUGGAAAAUCUUCGGAAGAAGAGAGGGUUGCAGGCCCAAGAGGAGGAUGCCGAAGCCGAAGGCGAACCUGACGCGGGAAACUUGGAAGGCGGCGACGAGAUACCAACAGCUACAGAAGAGGGUGCUUAAUGAGACGUUGAUGACGGUCGACUUGAAUGAGACCGAUUUGACUGCCAUAAGGCCGAAUUUGGUGUAAUCCUGCAACGUCCAAUACUGUAGAAUAUAAGAUCGUCUUCAGACAUAGCGAGGGAUGUACUUCAAUCUAUAGUCCAUCAAAUCUAUAUAUUUUCCUGCUG